GCCGCCUCUCCGUGCCCCGGGCCCGGCUGCGCUCGCUCUGCCUUCCCCUGGCUCGCGGGCGGUGCGGCCGGCCGGCCGGCGGGGCAGCAUGCAGCGGGCCGCGCUGUUCGGGAGCGGCAGGGAUGCGCAGAUGGCUGCGGGGGACCUGGGGGAGCUGCUGGUCCCCUACAUGCCCACGAUCCGCGUGCCCAAGUCCGGGGACCGGGUCUACAAGACGGAAUGUGCCUUCUCCUACGAGUGCCCGGAUUCAGAAGGAGGUCUCUAUGUGUGCAUGAACACGUUUCUGGGAUUUGGAAGGGAACACGUUGAAAGGCACUAUCGAAAAACAGGACAGUGUGUAUAUAUGCAUCUGAAACGACAUGUGAUAGAGAAGGUACCAGGAGCAUCUGGUGGAGCUUUACCGAAAAGGAGGAACGCAAUGCUAUUUUUAGAUCUAGAAACAAAUGGCGAUUUAAACAAUGACGAUGUUGAGUAUGAAGAUGAAGCCAAACUCGUUAUAUUUCCAGAUCACUAUGAAAUUCCAUUACCAAAUAUAGAGGAGUUGCCAGCACUGGUAACAAUAGCUUGUGACGCAGUCCUCAGUUCAAAAUCUCCCUACCGAAAGCAGGACCCGGACUCGUGGGAAGAAGAGCUACAAGUAUCCAAACAUGCCAAAACGCUUGUACAGAUAGACAACGGUGUUAGGAUUCCCCCCAGUGGCUGGAAGUGCUCGAAGUGUGACCUGCGGGAGAACCUCUGGCUGAACCUGACGGAUGGCUCGGUGCUGUGCGGGAAAUGGUUCUUCGAUGGCAGUGGGGGAAACGGACAUGCACUGGAACACUACAAAGAGAUGGGCUAUCCCUUAGCAGUGAAGCUGGGAACCAUCACUCCUGAUGGUGCAGAUAUCUAUUCUUUUGAUGAAGAGGAGGCAGUUUUAGAUCCACAUAUAGCAAAACACUUGGCGCACUUCGGGAUUGAUAUGCUCCAGAUGCAUGUGACAGAGAACGGCCUAAGAGAUAACAACAUAAAGCCAAGAGUCUCUGAGUGGGAAGUGAUUCAGGAAUCUGGUGUGAAGCUCAAGCCCAUGUAUGGCCCAGGAUACACUGGCAUGAAGAACCUGGGAAAUAGCUGCUACCUCAGUGCUGUCCUGCAGGCCAUUUUCAGCAUCCCAGAGUUUCAGCGAGCGUAUGUGGGAAACCUUCCGAGAAUAUUCGACUACUCGCCUCUAGAUCCAACACAAGAUUUCAACACGCAGAUGGCUAAACUAGGACACGGACUCCUUUCGGGCCAGUACUCUAAACCACCAAUGAAAUCUGAGCUUAUUGAACAGGUGAUGAAGGAAGAACACAAGCCUCAACACAAUGGAAUUUCUCCUCGAAUGUUUAAGGCCUUUGUAAGCAAAGGGCAUCCAGAAUUCUCCUCCAAUAGACAGCAAGAUGCACAGGAGUUUUUCCUGCACCUUAUAAACCUAGUAGAGAGAAACCGCAUUGGCUCAGAAAACCCCAGCGACGUUUUCAGGUUCCUGGUGGAAGAACGCACACAGUGCUGCCAGUCUAGGAAAGUCCGAUACACAGAAAGGGUAGAUUAUCUCAUGCAGUUACCUGUGGCCAUGGAGGCAGCAACGAACAAAGAUGAAUUAAUUGCCUAUGAACUGAAGAGGAGAGAAGCAGAAGCUGCUAGGAGACCUCCGCCAGAGCUCGUCCGUGCCAAGAUCCCUUUUAGUGCGUGUCUGCAGGCCUUUUCUGAACCAGAAAACGUAGAAGACUUCUGGAGCAGUGCCCUUCAAGCAAAAUCUGCAGGAGUUAAAACAUCUCGCUUUGCUUCAUUUCCUGAGUACCUGGUAGUGCAGAUAAAGAAGUUCACCUUUGGCCUUGACUGGAUACCCCAAAAGCUUGAUGUUUCCGUAGACAUGCCAGACCUACUAGACAUCAAUCACCUCCGUGCAACGGGACUACAACCAGGAGAAGAGGAACUUCCCGACAUUGCUCCGCCCAUUAUCAUUCCUGAUGACCCCAAAGAUCGCAUGAUGAACCAUUUCAUGGAGCCUCCGGAUAUGGAUGAAUCUUCAGUGAUGCAGCUAGCAGAGAUGGGUUUCCCCUUGGAAGCGUGUCGGAAAGCUGUGUACUAUACAGGAAACAUGGGUGCUGAAGUGGCUUUCAACUGGAUCAUUGCACACAUGGAAGAACCGGAUUUUGCAGAGCCAUUAGCUAUACCUGGCUAUGGGGGAGUUGCUUCUGCUGGAGCAGCUGGUCUAGGGGCUAUUGGGUUAGAUAACCAGCCUCCAGAAGAGAUGGUAGCUCUCAUCACCUCCAUGGGAUUCCAGAGGAAUGUAGCUAUUCAAGCACUCAAAGCAACAAAUAAUAAUUUGGAGCAUGCACUGGACUGGAUCUUCAGCCACCCUGAGCCCGAAGAGGAAAGCGGGUCUGCUUCAGAUGUGAUGGAUAUGGAAAAUAAUGCUAAUGCCAACAUCCUUGCAGAGGCAGGUUCAGAGGGGCCCAGGAUCAAAGAUGGGUCUGGAAGGUAUGAGCUCUUUGGAUUCAUCAGCCACAUGGGAACAUCCACAAUGAGUGGCCACUAUGUUUCCCAUCUCAAAAAGGAAGGAAGAUGGGUGAUCUACAACGACCUUAAAGUCUGUGCCUCAGAACGACCUCCCAGAGACCUGGGCUAUAUUUACUUCUACCGUAGGAUACCAAGUUAGGCCUCAAAUACGUUAUUUGGCCUUAAGAAGCCAUAAACCCUUUUAAUCUGCCAAAAAAAAAAAGAGUAUAAAAAUUAAAAAAACCUUGGACUGCCAAAAAAGCAAAGGAAAACAUGGGAUAUUUAUAGUUUAUUUAAAAACACAGUCAUUUGAUGCCUUCUUAAGUUUUAGCAGGGAAAUUUCUAUUAGGUGGAUAUUUUAAAUUGAUAUACAUUAAAGGAUAUCUUAAGACCGUGCAGGUUACUAAUGGAGUUUGCAAAUAGCUCAUGGAGAAUAUGCAUUUGUUUUAGAACUACACUACAACCCGAUUACUGCCCUGUGGUUCAGCUAUGUUCUUGGAAGACCUUUGGGGAAUGUACAGUUCUACAAUAGUAGCUGCCCACUGCUUCCAACUGGAGAGUCCACACUGGUUCUGGAUGUCACAAAUUUACCUUUGCUUCAUGUAUAAUUGAAGGGGGGAGAAAUUGUUUUCCAUCACAGAAUAUGCCUCAGUCACGAUAUUAUUUUUAGUACAAUAAGGAAUGACUUAUAUAGCUAUGUAUAUUAAAAUGUAGGGAUACAGAAUGUUUUGUUUUGCCUCCUUGAUGCUUGAAAUCAAAACACCAAUGCAAAAUUUGGAAGCUGUUAAUCCCUUGUCAGUGCCCUAUGCAUUAUGCCAAAUAGAAAUGGUGGGUUUUAUUUUAUGUAUUUAAUGUGGGUUUUUUUUAAACUCUUCCUGAAAUCCUGUUGUGUUUUUUAAAUUAUCCCAAGAGAUUCAGGAUUGCAAGUGGCUGAAGGAAAUAGAUAUGCUGAUUUGAUAAGUAACUCUACCACUCAGGAAUAACAACCACCAUUUUCCUCCAAAGGUGUUAAAAAAGAGGAGCAAUGUCCCUUUAAUUGUUGCAAAGAAUUUUGUGCCCAGACCAGCUGAAACUGGCUCCAUGACAAAGUGCUGGCUCCAGUACAAUUCUGCUUUUUGCCAAAGGUUGUUUAAUUAUUUAAGUUUCUUCCAUGGAUGGAGGAAAUUGCUUGGUAAAAAUGCUGAUUUAUUGAUUUUUUUUUUUUAAAUUCAUAACAUAUCAACUUUCUAGAAACUUGCAAACGCACUGAUAAUCUGAUCUGCACAAUGCACCCCUUAUACAUGGACUUCUGGGGUUUUUUGUCCACUUUUUGUCCCAUUUUUUCCCCAUAUUGUUUCCUUAUUUCAAUUUGAGUCAUAAACAAGAAGGGGCCUGGGGGGGGGGUUUAAAUUGUAGUUGUUAAAAAAGUUCUGUUUUUAAAAAAAAUACAAUGGUGAAUGUGUAAUCUUUUUUGUUUCCAAAAAAAAGUUCACAGUACGUUGGCUUCUGCUGAGAGACCGUUGGUAAAAUUGCCUCUUAUAAUAUUACUGAUCCCUCAAAAUACGUUUGAACAGUCAAAAGAAUCCAUGCAGAGCAGGAGAGGCAGGGAGUUGUAAUUAUGUCUUCUCUGCAUUUAAUGUCUGCAAGUUUAAUAGCAAAAUGCAGGCUAUUGUACAACCAAAGGGAACCUGAAUUUAAAGAUGCUGGUUACAACUAGGGCUUUUUUUUAAUGUCUGACUAAAAACUGUUCCCAUAGUGUAACACAGUCUGGUAUAGAUCAAUAAGCAUGGUAAUAUAGGCCUAGUUUUCCUGAUCAGUAUUUGAUCUGAAAAGUGGUACUAGAUGUAGAGAGAAAUUCUAGUGCAAUAAUUCUGUAGUAGUGUAUGUGAUGCCUAAUCACUGGGAAAGCUUCCUCUAUUUAACACCCUUCCAGGGACACUAGAAUGGUGGUGUUUCACAUUAGAAAGUGGCUCCCAUAAGAUUCAUCUGCCUUGUCAUUCUUAAGUAGUUUACUGUAGACAAAAUAAAAAUUGCCAGCAAAUCUACUUGUUCCUACAGUAUUUGGCUAUUUGUGUCUUUCACUAGCAGUUGCCUAUUCUGAAAAAUGAAUCAGGAAAGCAUGCAGUGGCACAUCCUGUAUUUAAAGUGAAGGAGCUGAACUUUCAGAUAGUUUUUUAUUUUUGCUUUUGGCAGUAAAAAAGGAAAAGAUCAUUUUCAUGCCCAGUUAUAUUUCAAAGAAGUGCAACAACAGCUUUCUCCUCUGCCUCAUGAAUUUAAAGGGCUAUUUAUAAACUGGAAAGGUCUGGUAUGCAUAACCUUUUUAUUUAGAGACCUUGGCUAAGUUACAGAUCAUGGGGUCUUUACCGUGCUCAUUGUUAAACUGGAAACAUGGCAAAGCUCCUAGGAAUAAGGAUGGAGCAUGAACUCUCACAGACCGUUUACUUGUAUAUAGAGAUAUCUAAAACUGGAAAGACCAUGUGUGUGUGAUAUUAAUAUUAUAUAUUUAACAUCGGGCACACUUAAAAAUCUAGCAGGUGAGAAGGUGGAAAGUGAUAGUUAAAAGAAAAAAAUUAGCUGGCUGUAAUAGGUGCAUUUUUAGUGUCUGCAUUUCUGAAAUCCUUUUAGUGCAAGUAUUGUUCAGCCCUUUGUGCUGCGUAAGCUACAAGUGGGCAAAAGUGCAGGGUGCAAUAAAGGGGAAAGGCUGAAUGAUCUUUCAUGAAAGUAUUGCAUUUGAAAAUACCUUGAAGUUCUCCAGCUGUUUGUGCAUUUUGUCCCCUCAUCACUGUUUUCACCUUCAGAUAUUCAAUUUACUCUAAAUUCUUUUUCUUCUCUUUCUUUUUUCUUCAACGAUAUGACUAAAGGUGAACAAUGACAUUGGUACAUUAGGAUGCAAUCAUCUGACUCUGGAACCUAGAGGGAGAGGUACACUUGUUUGAUCCAUUUAAGCUCUGAUCUAGCAAAGCACUUAAGCGCAUGCUCAGUUUCAAGAAGGUGGGUAGUCCUAUUGAUGUCAGUACGACUACUCCCUGAGCUUACGUACCUUGCUGGAUCAGGGCAAUAGGGAGUGACUUGAGCAAUGGGUGAUGGGAGGACUUGUGGUUCAGCUGGAUUCCAGUAACUGUUUCAAGUUUUUUUUUUGUUUUUUUUUUGUGUUGUGAGCUUCUUGGGAGUAAAGGUUGAGGAAAAGAGUCACUUUGGCCCAGAUCCUCAAAGGUGUUUGAGCUCCUAACUCCUGUUGAUAUCAAUGGGAUUAAGGUCACUAAAUGCCUUUGAUGAUCUGGGCCUUUGAACCUAAAAAGGCAAGUUAUUGAAUCAGCUGAAUACCAUGAAUCAAGAGGCACAACGCAACCAGCUGUUUUAUUGUUGGAGCUGGUUAUAAAUGUCCGAAUUAUGCAACUUUUGGGAGGAAGGGGAAAUGUUUGACAAUUCUCCCCCCCUCCCGUUUAAAAUCCUGCUUUAUUUCUAAAGGAGUCUAGAACCCAUUAUGAUUCACAGUGUCCUCUCUUCAAAGCAGAAGUAGAAUGUGAUUCUUAAAAUCCUUUUAUCUGGUUGGUUAAAAUGUAAUUAGGAUAUAAUCUUAAUUAAAAAUAAUAAAGCCUUCAGCCAGUCUGGGAGUCUUUGGACCUGAUUCUUCUUUCCCUUUUACCAGUUCCACACUGGAGUACCUCUGCUGAGUUAUUCCUGAUUUACACUGGUGUAAAUGAAAUCUGAAGCAGGCCCUGUUUCUUAGGAACUUUCAACCUCAUGGAGGUGCAGUAAAACUUGUGACAUGGAUGCAUUAGGUCUUCGUUGUAGCUUUUAGAAACAGACCUCCAGCUAAUAUCUUUGUUUUCCAUCCCAGUGGCAGUCAUCUCUGUUUUCUCUUCUAUCUGACUUCAGAUGCAUUGAACGACUAUGCAAAACAUGUUGUAACUGGAAAUGCUUUUUUAUUCCCCUCCCAUUCCUGCCGCCCCCCAUUAACGGAGCAGAUCAAUUUCUGAUUCCUGCCACAUCUUUUGAGGUUUUCUGUUGUGUCCUGGAAGUGUUUGUAAUAGUUUAUUUUGCGCCAUUCAGCAUUGUUUGCUUGAAGCACUGGUAACAUUUUGGAGAGUAUUUGUUUGAGAUGGGAAGGGAUAUGAAUGAUAUAUUGUUGCAAUUGUUUCAAAUUAAAAAUAUUCUCACA
This is a messenger RNA of Mauremys mutica (yellowpond turtle), 6658 nucleotides long. It is a transcript of the gene USP13, whose product is annotated as ubiquitin specific peptidase 13. Gene Ontology annotation, biological process: protein deubiquitination. NCBI's taxonomy places the organism in Eukaryota, Metazoa, Chordata, Testudines, Geoemydidae. The coding region runs from base 89 to 2677 and encodes 862 amino acids. Gene Ontology annotation, molecular function: protein binding; zinc ion binding; cysteine-type deubiquitinase activity. The record is from RefSeq and is a predicted model, not a curated record. The transcript is spliced from 21 exons.